UAUUCCCUUAUAUCAUCAAUUUGUAAUUUUCAAUUUUCUUGAAAAUUGAUGAUUUUUGGUAUUACAGAAGAGCCGAUAUGGUGAGUAGUGGACAUGCCUGCAGACAGAUGGCUCCUUGGGCAUAUUUAAAAAAUCUGGCAACAUUGAGGUAUAACUCUCACACAAAAUCCAACCUCAAAUUAUCAAUUUUCGUCAGUUUAAUAAUGUAAAUGAUGUUGAAACAAGCUUUAAAAAAUAUAUUUGGCCAUGAGGAUUUCAAGAGCGAAAUCCAGGCACAAGCUACUGCAACAAUCAACAACGGAAAACAAGACGUUUACGUUUGUAUGCCGACGGGUGGUGGAAAAUCAUUGUGUUUCCAAUUACCAGCAGCUCUCAAAACAAAUUCAAUCACUCUAGUAAUUUCUCCACUUUUAGCCCUUGUGAAAAAUCAGGUGGAUUUCCUCAACUCCAAGGGGAUUAAAGCAUGUGCCCUGAAUUCGGCGACUCGUUCAAAGGAUAAGAAAGCAAUUCUGGAGGCUUUAUUUUUAAAAAAAUUAUCAAUAAAAUUGCUCUAUGUCACUCCUGAGAUGUGCACGCAACAGCAUUUUAAAGAUUUGCUGGCAAGAAUGCACAAGGCGAAGAAAAUUUCACACAUCGUGGUCGACGAGGCUCAUUGUUUAAGUGAAUGGGGCCAUGACUUCAGGCCGAGCUAUCGACAGUUGGGGAAUCUGAGGGAAAUACUUCCAGGUGUACCUAUUGCAACAUUUACAGCAACUGCAACAAAAGAGGUCGUUGACGACAUUUUGAAGACCCUGAAAAUGAAUGCAAUAAAAUUAUCCACACCUGUGUUCCGAGAGAAUCUCUUCUACGAUGUGUUCUUCCUCGAUAUCCUGCCAAAUCCUGCGGAGCACCUCAAAAAAUUCAUAAUUCAGUGCUUGGGUAGCCCAGAUGAGAAGAACUGCGGAAUCAUCUACUGCAGGAAGAAAGAAACUACGGAGGAGUUGGCAAAGACACUCACCGAAGCUGGAAUACCCACCCUGGCCUAUCACGCUGGUCUCACCACCAAGAGCCGAGCGGAAGCUCAAGACAAGUGGACAUUGGGCGAAGUGCCAGUAAUUGCAGCAACCUGCAGCUUUGGAAUGGGGGUGGACAAGGGAUCAGUUAGAUUGGUGGUCCAUUGGACGGUGCCUUCGAGUAUAGCUGCGUAUUACCAGGAGUCUGGUAGAGCUGGUAGAGAUGGCAGAGCUGCAUCGUGCAGAAUUUAUUUCAGUAGGGACGAAUACAAAGCUAUUGAUUAUCUCACUAGAACCACUGAGCCAGGAUCGACGCUGGAUAUUGCUAAAGAGAAGCACAAGAGUUUUGAAAAAAUGGUGGCGUAUUGUCUCGAGCCUAAGUGUCGGCAUACUGUAUUCUCAAAAUACUUUGCCGAUAGGCCACCCCAAUGUAAAAAACGUUGUGACGUCUGUAUUGAUCAGCUGUUGAUAAAAAAUCGAAUCGCUGAUUUUAAGAGGAGUCAAUCACUUAAGCCACAGCCGAAUAUCUCUCCUCUGGAAGGAAUUGUCCUGCCUAAGUACGAUAACCAGGAGGUGGAGGAGGGCAAGACACUAUCAAGAGAGCAGCUGAGGGCAAUGGAGAAGAAGGAGUCUAAGGAUCUGAUCGUUCAGCAAUUCGCCCUGAGGAGGGGAAAGUUAUGCACUGAGGAACUAAUUAGAAAACAAAAUCUUUACGAUGCGAAAAAAGCUAAGGUGCUUGCCGCUGAAAGCACUGACAGGAAAGUCAAGGGCCUGACGGUCCAGAGCAGGGAGAACUGCCUUGGACAACUCACUGAGGCUCUCUUGCAUAAUUCCAAAUUGUUUAUGGAAUCCUCGUCAGGUACUCUUCCAGAGGCUCGCGUCGAGCUGAUCGCACGGAAUGUCGAAUACAUUACCCUCUCGAAGACUAAGGUUGCGAAUAAGUACAAGCUUGACAUGUCACAGAUCGUUGCUGCUGUGAAGAAGGCCACCAGGAAUCAGCUGGUGUGCGAUCAUUUUCACGAGUUCCAGGAUUCUGAGGGACAGGGGGAUGAUGAAGAAGGAAAUAAGGAGAAAUGUCGUACUAAUAAUUUUAAAACUGGUGGAGAAAAUUUCAAAUGUGAAUUCCAGACAGUGUCGACUUCUCGUGAUUCACAAAUUAGUCAGAAGAGGGAGAUUUCUCAUUCCGGGAAGAGCGAGUCUGACCUAAGGCUCGAUGACAUCUCCACUUUUGAGAAAAACGUUCUUUGUGAAUUUAGAAAGGCCUCGGAGUUGACUGGGACAAGUGGAGCAGGGACGAGUCACAAAAUAAUUAAGUCUGGAUGCAGAAAAACCUCUCCAAUCGCCACAGUCGCCAUUAAUGAUGAUAGUAGUUGCAAGGGCUCUGAAAAUAAGGGGACAGGAAAUGCAGAAUUUACGGUAACGACAGAGCUGAUUAAUAAUUUUAUCAAAAUAAAAGGUGAGACACUGAAAAAAAAACAGGAUACUAUUCGGAAAUAUUUAGUGAAGAUUGAGAAAGCGCAUCAAUCGAAUCCACUCGAGUCCUCUGAUCCCCCAAAAAAAUCGCACCCAGUAGAUGACAAUAAAAAUAAUAAACGAGCAUUUGACAGCACAGUCGACGUAUCCAGCGACAAUAUAUCGCGCAAGAUGUUUAAGCCUAAUUCUAGAAUAUCGGGUAGCGAUGGGAUGGCGAUGAAAAAAAAAUUUGAGAAAACUGGAAAUUUGAGUACUGCUGAAAUCUUGACAAAUUAUCUUAUGAAGUACUUUCCCUCCAAACACAUCCCCGAUAGAAAGAGCUUCAUCAGAGUUCAUGCAACUAUUCAUCACUUAAUCACGCAGAAGAAUAUUAUUGUUAAAGGAGAAAUACAGACAUUUGCUUGCAAUUACCUGAAAAGUCUGUAAAGUCGAUUUAUGAAUUAUUUUAUUUUUGUACCGCUUUCUAAUGUAUUUAUUUAUCUCGGAGAACGAAUGGAGGUGCGUUGUAAGUGUAUUUUUGCUUUAUGGAGAAAAAAAUUAAACACAAUAAAAAAUUGUGAGAACAAGAAAACUCAAUGAGGAAAUGAAAAUAUUUUCCUACUGAUGAAUGCGAAAAAGCAUGAGAUAUAUCUUGUAAUUCUGUCCAAGCUAAAUUUCGAAAUGCUAUGUUUACAUUCCCAAUAGCAAAGGCAAAUAGCGAACGGAAAUGUCCAUUGCAACUGUCACACGUAAAAAUACAUUAUUGCUGACACGAAUUGUCGAACAAGUAGAAAGAAAGGGGAGAUCGGGGUAGACAGUUGUCUGAGAGGACGACCGUGAUCGUGUAAAUUUCGACCUCCGUUGAAAUUAGAAACAAACUGUGGACGGGCUGUCGAGGCCACACGCGGAAAUAAUUGGGGAAUUAUUGGCAAGACUUUUGUUUCGUGUAUUAGAGACCAGUUACUCAGAAAUUGGAAAGGGACUUGCCACGAUAAGAUACAACAACUGUGGGAUACGUUGAUAUACCACCGAGUACCUCACCGGUCUCUAGAGAUGUUGAGAUCUAAACUUAGAUCACUCCCAAAUCUCCUCACGUUCGGUACACAUCGAGCUUAUUUCUCAGUGGUCCUCCUCGUUAAAUCUCCAAGUCUCCCAUUGCCUCUCGUUCCUGACACUAAUCCGACAAAUCACCUUGGUCGAUCCAUCCCAAGUUCACACCUUUUUCCUCACUUUAUUUCUUUUUCUUUUCGGCCAAACAUUUUUUGCACAAUUGCCACUGUGAAUUAUUGUGAAUAGCUGAACGAAAUGGC
This is a messenger RNA of Fopius arisanus, 3754 nucleotides long. RefSeq names its product ATP-dependent DNA helicase Q5. Bases 210 to 2891 code for a protein of 893 amino acids. Gene Ontology annotation, biological process: double-strand break repair via homologous recombination. Gene Ontology annotation, molecular function: four-way junction helicase activity; ATP binding; 3'-5' DNA helicase activity. NCBI's taxonomy places the organism in Eukaryota, Metazoa, Arthropoda, Insecta, Hymenoptera, Braconidae. The transcript has 5 exons. The record is from RefSeq and is a predicted model, not a curated record. Gene Ontology annotation, cellular component: cytoplasm; nucleus; chromosome.